UACCACAGACUCCAAGCAGGCAAAUAUCAGAUUAAAUCUUCUGCGCUUUGUGAGCAGCUGAACAUCGGGGAUGCCAAAUUAACAACUCGUGUUUGUGCAGGAAAUGUAAAUAGCAUUUUUUACAGUUUAAACAUAUAACAUCUUAUGCCUAUAUUGAUUCUUGCUACUUCAACCACCUAAUCUCUAUUAUCAUAUUUCACGUGAUACAGACCUUUCUUUUCUUCAUUCUGUGGUCGGCUCUUCCGUUCUGAAUCUCAUUUGCAAGUAAACAUGUUUCCUGUUCUUAAGUAUCAGGUCUGCUGUCUGCAUACAGUUGGGUUAUACUGAUUUUUCUAUACAGAUCUGAAUUAAUCGUGAAUCGGACUCAAAUAUAUCAGGAAUAUAUUUUGUCUGGGUCCAUGACAGUUUCAGUUUUAAUUUUCUCAUAAUCAGUUGGUCUUCAUCUUUCUUUCUAUACCAAACAAACAACAAGAUGGCAUCGAUAUCAAGAGGAGAGCAAAGUGAAGAUUCAGAUAGGCUCCCACUCAUUAGUCACGAUCAACAAAGAGAUACACAACAGUAUGGCACAAUCACUGGAUCCACUGGCUCCGCUACAGAGCUUAGAUUUAUUAUGUUCUGCGGUGAUGAAGAUCUUAUGGAUGAUGCAUGUGACAUCAUUCUUAGGGAAAGAGCGAGAAGACAUCAAAUAAUGCACAGAAAAGGCCAUGUCUUUGGCAAAAAGGUCACUGUGGUGAAAACACCCUCUACCUGGAUGAGUCAUGUGGCAACACUCUGUCCCUUCUCCUCAAGAGUCGAAUCUAUCAAAGAUGAGAUGGAAGAUUGUGCAUCUCUGGUCUUUCCUGGACCUCAUGCAUUUCUAUUAGUUACUGACAGCAUGAAAGUGACUGGGAAGGAAAAAUACCUUUUAAAAGCAAUCGCUAAAGUAUUUGGCAAAAAAGCCUUAGACUAUGUUAUGUUACUGAUUAUUAGAAGAACUGAACUGGAAGGGAUUGAUAGUGUAAGGGAAUACGUGAGAAAGUUUUAUACGUUAGAGGACACUGAGCAAAGUGUUCAAAGUCUGUUCAGAGAAACUGAAAUAAUGACACAAAACAAUGAGUCCACUUUCUUUAUUCAGCCAUCAUAUGAAAACCUCAUGAAAAAGGCAUUUUUAUCUUGGGAAAAUGAAAGAGAUGCUGAAAUACAAAAACAGCAUGAACAAGAGAUGACUGAUUUAAAAGAAAGAUUCAGACUAACUGAAAGUAAUUUAAAGAAAGAAAUUGACACUUUGAGAGAGUUAAUCCUGGCAACUAUGAUACGGCUAAAGAAAUACAAAGACAGCGAGGAGCAGAACCAGCAAGAGGCUUCAGGAGCUCGAGAAGAUCUGCUGUUCAAAGAAUGUAGCGACACUACCUUAAAAAACAUGUUUCCAUCCAUCAUUGAUGAUUUUACUGAAUGUGAGGAUGCACUGAAAGAACAGCUUGUGGAUUGUAAAGAGAAAGUGAGCACAUUGAAGGAUAUGUAUUCAUCCUUGACUGAUGAUUAUGUUCAUCAUGAAAGUCAGAUGAAGAGUGAAAAUGAGAAGCUCCAGAGAGAACUAGAGCAACACAAACUCAAAGAAAGAGAGUGGGAACAAAAACUCAAGGAAGUGGAGGACGGAUUAAGACUGGAGACAGAUCUGAGGAGAAGAGAGAAGGAACUGGAGUCCAAAGAGAGAGGAACGACAAAGAAAGAGCAAGAAAUCCAGACUACUGGAGAGGAGCAUCAUCUACACAGCAACAUAGAGCUAACUUCUCCUGGCUUAUCUCAAGAACAACACAGAUCUCUAGAUAAAGGAGAAGGAGAGUUAAACAAAGAUGAAGAUUCACGUGACAGUGAAUCACUUGAGUUUGGAAAACCUGUGAGAUUCAACAGUAACCCAUUCGCACCACCUAAUAUGACUGAAAGUGAACAUGGACCUCUAGACACUCUCUGAAUGAACAGACUUCAAUUGAAAAGCAUUAAGUUUCCAUUGAUUUCUCACUUCAUUUAAAAAAUAUUCAACAGAUGGCUCAAAAUGCGCCAGAGGUCAAAUAUCAAGAAUACAUGCAUGUGUGAAACACAACACAGAACACAAGCUGGAUGAAACAACAACUAUGAAAACAUGCUUAUUAAGAGAAAGAUGAAGAUGUCAUGUCAUUUUGAAACAUUUCAUCAUCUUUUACAUUGUUGUAUAUGUACAAACAUUUAAGAAUAUUUAAAUCUGUUAUUUAUGUUUCCAUGUGUUGAAGAGUCGAGGAGAAGCUCCAUAAGUAUUAUAAAUGCACCUGCUUUAUGAGUAAAUGUAAGAGUGAAAUAUGUGUGUUUCUCAGACGAUUAAACAGACUUCCUCAAAAGAGUAGUUGAUGCAGUUGGCAACUAAAAUGAGGGGGGGGGGGGGGGGGGGGCUAUGAUUCCCAACCGCAUUGAUUUGUUAAAUGCUGUCUUUUUACAGCAAUUAUACCCCAAAAUAUAAAUGCUCAUAUUUAGCCUUUAUGUUGUACAAGUGCUACUAAAAUCAUUAAAAUGACAGGUAGGCCUAGAUUCUGAUAUAAUACGUAAAUAUAUAGUUCUGUUUAAUAGCUGGCAAGACAAUCUUAAAAUACUGCAUAAUAAAGAAUAAGUAUUUAAUUCAAAAUACUCUCAUGAAUGCUGGUCCUGGAAGGUGAAAAACUAUGUAAUGCAGUGUCGCCACCUGCUGGAAAAUAUGAUUUAUUAGUCUAAUGGUCUAAUAGCACCAUCUAGUGAAAAAGAGUAGUAUUACACGCUGCAUAUUUAAAGGGAUAGUUCACCCAAAAAUGAAAGUUAUGUCAUCAUUUACUCACCUUCAUGUUACAAACCUGAGUUUCUAUUCCUCUAAAAACAAACAAAAAUAAAUUAAUUUUGAG
This is a messenger RNA of Carassius carassius (crucian carp), 2882 nucleotides long. RefSeq names its product GTPase IMAP family member 9-like. Lineage: Eukaryota; Metazoa; Chordata; Actinopteri; Cypriniformes; Cyprinidae. Gene Ontology annotation, molecular function: GTP binding. The record is from RefSeq and is a predicted model, not a curated record. The transcript is spliced from 7 exons. Bases 473 to 1951 code for a protein of 492 amino acids.